This is a messenger RNA of Podarcis lilfordi (Lilford's wall lizard), 14326 nucleotides long. Lineage: Eukaryota; Metazoa; Chordata; Lepidosauria; Squamata; Lacertidae. The record is from the annotation of a GenBank genome assembly.
AUGCAGGGCAAAGCGAUACGAUGGCUGGGGGUCUUCGCCGCCUUGAUAGCUACCGGGGCCAACUGGGAAGCAGGUGAGGGGGGCACCUGGCUGGGAUGGGGUGGGAGGGGGGAAGGAUGCAGAAUCGUGGGGGUAGCGGGGGCGGGCGGGAAGGAAUGGGAUCAGAAAUGGAUGUGAGUGACAGGUGAAAACAGGAGAAGAAAGAAACAGAUGUGGGAAAGGAGGAGGGGAACGUAAAGGGGGGUAAAUAUCCAGCCCAUUAGAGCGGAGGAAAAAAUGGGGGCGAGGGGGGGAGAGCAGGAGAACAAUAAAGGAGAUAAAAGGGGGCCGGAGGUUGAAUGGGAAAGCAUAAUACGCGAGGUCCCCUAGAGCGCAGACCCGGCUCUGGUGCUAGGGAACCCGGGAGUCUCGGCACCAGCCCUUUCUGGACCCUUUGCUCUACGAACUUAUAAGGCUGCCUGUUUAUCAUCCAUCCCAUUGGACCUGAAGCCGCUUUCAGCUAAAUGCCAAAUUGGUUCGGGGCUGGGUGAGAUGAGCGUUGCAGCACUCUGUACAUGCUCUUGCCCUGAUUGUUAUACUCGCGUUCCAAAAAUGAAACCUGGCAUCAAAGCACAGGCUCAGAUUAAUUCCUACUUUUCACCCAGAAUUCUGUUCUCUGGUCUAAAACAGUAGACCCGUUCCCCCUUUUUGGAUAACUUUGGACAUCUUGCUUUUCACCUUCAUCGGCACGACCCUGGAGACUGAAAUGUUGUUAAAGGACAAAGACGUCCUGGUUUCCAGCUGUAUACAGUUUCCCCAAACUGCUAGCCCUCCCUGCUUCGUAUACCCACCCCUUUGGAGAGAAAAAAAAGUUGACUCUUCCCUUGCUUUGUUUCCUUCAGAGAGUAACAGCUCUGUGAUAGGCAACUAUUCAACAGGUGCAGUUCCUCCCCAUAUAGAGAUACUGAGAUGGUAAAUGCUCUCUACCUGUUUGAUCCCUGCUUUUGUGAAGCCCGCAGGAGCCCUGGGUGAGGAAAAAGAAGGUGGCAGUCCUGUUUUCUGACUACGCUUACACUUUUGCACAUUGAAAUGCAAAAAUAACAAGAGAGGAUCUUUGUUCAAUAUGAAAUGCUGAAGUCAGGGACGCGAUAAAACUUCUACGCAUUAACCAUGCUGGUUUGGUGCAUCUGGCUGCCCCUGUUGCAAGUUUUUUCAGAAAGCCAUAACAUUUAUUUAUUUUCCAGACCCCCUCUGCCCAGCCAAGUACAAAGUCAACUGUCUGCUCCGUCAACGUCUGGGCUGCGGGCCGGAAGGAGCACCGACCUGUGGCCCUUGCUUCCCCAAUUAUGAGGAGGACUCUAGUGGAAACUGUGUGCAGAAGAAGGUCCCUAAGCAGGGUGAGGUCUGUGGGGAGUUGGGAGGGACCUGGGGAAGAGUCCAAGGGCUUUAGAGGGACAGCUGAAUGGCUGAGAAGACUGGGAGCAGAGAGGGGAUCUGUAAAAAAGGUAAAAGUAAAGGACCCCUGGACGGUUAAGUCCAGUCAAAGGCGACUAUGGGGUGCAGCGCUCAUCUUGCUUUCAGGCCGAGGGAGCCGGCGUACAGCUACCGGGUCAUGUGGCCAGCAUGACUAAGCCGCUUCUGGCGAACCAGAGCAGCGCACGGAAACGCCGUUUACCUUCCUGCCACAGUGGUACCUAUUUAUCUACUUGCACUGGUGUGCUUUCGAACUGCUAGGUUGGCAGGAGCUGGGACGGAGCGACAGGAGCUCACCCGUUGUCAUGCAGUCAUGCAGACUGUGACUAAAGGCCUGAUUUUCUCUCUCAACGUCUUCUCUCUUUUUUCAGAAAGCAAAACAAAAGGCCAGAAAAAGCCCAAAGACCUGCUCGCUCUCAUUCUUUCCCUCUUAGCCAAGCACGAGAAAGGGCUGAAGCCAUCAGACAUGGAGACCACCUGGCCUGGUAGGCGAAGCCAACAGACGCACCUCUUUUCCCAGCAUACAUAGGGAGCUGCCUUAGACCAAGUUAGAUGAUUGGUCCAUCAAGCUCACUCCCAGCAUUCCAGACCCACUGGCUGUGCUGAUGGGAACUGGAGCCCAUGAACAUCUGGGAAGGUCACCGUUUAGCUUACCCCUAGUGUUGUCCUGAGGGCUAGAAACUAUGACUGUCAUAUUUAUUUAAACUUAAGGGGCUGAGAAUACAACACAAAACCAGCCCAGGUGGUCAUCCCACUGUUAAGUACUACAUGUUUUCCCAUCAGUUCCUUUUUGAUAGCUCCCUGAACCACAUCUCCUUACCUUUGAUGAUGGCUUUCUCCUGGAGAUUCAGAUUGGUUGUUCUGAAGGGUUUCCCUGAAGAACAGCCUCAUUUGAAACAGAUUGGGCCUAGUAACUGGUUUCUUGCUGAUUUAUUUAUCUUGUUGACCAUGCUCUUCCGCAGAAGUGUCUCAGGGAGCCUUUUCAGCUGUUCCACUAGGGGGUGAUAUAAUGCAAGGGAGUAAGGGAAAAGAUUUUCCAACUAAUUUAAGGUGCCUCCAGACUGUCACUAUUUGCUGGGUGCAAGUAGUAGUAGAAGUCUACAGCUGAAGAGCUUCUGUUGUCCUACUGUAACCUAUCCACUUAAUAAUAAUAAUAAUAAUAAUAAUAAUAAUAAUAAUAAUAAUUUAUUAUUUAUACCCCGCCCAUCUGGCUGAGUUUCCCCAGCCAUUCUGGGCGGCUCCCAAUCAAGUGUUAAAAACAAUACAGCAUUAAAUAUUAAAAACUUCCCUGAACAGGGCUGCCUUCAGAUGUCUUUUGAAGAUAGGAUAGCUGCUUAUUUCCUUCACAUCUGAUGGGAGGGCGUUCCACAGGGCAGGCGCCACUACCGAGAAGGCCCUGUGUCUGGUUCCCUGUAACCUCACUUCUCGCAAUGAGGGAACCGCCAGAAGGCCCUCGGAGCUGGAUCUCAGUGUCCGGGCUGAACGAUGGGGGUGGAGACGCUCCUUCAGGUAUACUGGACCGAGGCCGUUUAGGGAUUUAAAGGUCAGCACCAGCACUUUGAAUUGUGCUCGGAAACGUACUGGGAGCCAAUGCAGAUCUCUCAGGACCGGUAUUAUGUGGUCUCAGCAGCCGCUUCCUGUCACCAGUCUAGCUGCCGCAUUCUGGAUUAAUUGCAGUUUCCGGGUCACCUUCAAAGGUAGCCCCUUAAAACAGCAACAUCAGACUUUGAGUGGUUUGGAAAGGGACGGCGCACUGAGAAAUCUGGGAUGAGGAAAUAAUUAACGGGAAGGUGCAGGUAAAUAAACAGGAAUUCUGGAUGACUGCUCACAAUAUUGUAUAACCUCUCUUGCAAACUAAUCAGAAUGAAUACUUGAUAAAGACCAGACAGUGCACAGGAACUUCCUCCCCUCCUCAUUUCUGCAUCACCACACCCUCCUCAAAUCUGCUCCUGGAGGGGAGGUCAGGAGAAGUCCCAGAACAGAAUAUGGGUGGAGGAGAGGAGAGAUUGUUCUGUUGAUGAGCAGAAAUGCUUGGCACAAUCUAAUGAGCACCAGGUUGAAUGCAACCCAUAGGCUCAACUCCCCUGUUAGGUCCAAUCUGAUGCAAACAAACUCUCCUAGCUCAGUCGGUAGAGCAUGAGACUCUUAAUCUCAAGGUUGUGGGUUCGAGUCCCGCAUUGGGCAAAAGAUUCCUGCAUUGCAGGGGUUUGGACUAGAAUGAACCUUGUGGGCCCUUCCAGCUUUAUGAGUCUAUGAAUGCAACUCAUUGUCUAACUUCCGCAUAAGCUUUGUGCAAGUAAAUCAGGACGAGAGCUCCGUAAAUAAGAAGACUUUAUUUAUAUUGACACCUUGCUUUUCAGGCAGCAUGGAGGGGUUUGAACCACCCAGCUCCCCCACUUCCUUCCCCACCUCUUUCCCCCCAAACGCCUCCUACUCCGUGAGCGGCAGCCCAGCUUCUUCUGAGUCGUAUGAAGACACUCCAGUCUCAGCCACCACGCCCCCCACAAGAGUGAAAGUGGAUUUCAAGCAAAGGUCCCGACCUCCGGCUACAAGUCUGAACAAAGCGGUGUCGCUUAGUGAGUAGGAGCUAUUCUGCCAGGAUGGGGGGGUGGCGGCGGCGGCGAGGGAGACACAGGAACCAGGCUGCUUGGAGAGUGGGAAUGUGGGGUGUGGCGAAUGGAUGGCUUUAAUAGAGGGUUAGACAAUAUCAUUGGGGUGCAUGGGGUGUUAGAGGAGGGGUUGCACCUCUGUUGGGGGGGUACAUCAUGCUUCUUCUAGGAUGGUUUGUCACCUUGCACUCAGCUCUCACCUGCAGCUCCUAGAAGCUGCCAGCAUGCAACAGCAGCCACAUCUGGGAACAGCUUUGAAUGGCUGGCUAAACCAGUUUCUGAAGAAGUGUGCAUGCACACGAAAGCGUAUACCCAGAACAUGCUUAGUUGGUCUCUAAGGUGCUACUGGACAAUUUUUUAAUUUAUUUCGACUGCGUCAAACCAACAUGGCUACCUACCUGAAUCUGGCUAAACCAGGUGAGGGGAGCCGACGGGUCUCAAAGCCUUGGUGAGUUAGGGUCCUCCCCUGCAUGCAAAGACAGGCUCCGGUGGACUGAGUGGAUGAGACCAAUUGUGGGUCAACCAGUCAAGAAGGCAGUUUCUGCACAUGCUGUAGAGAAGAAGAAGAGGAGGAGUUUGGAUUUGAUAUCCCGCUUUAUCACUACCCUAAGGAGUCUCAAAGCAGCUAACGUUCUCCUUUCCCUUCCUCCUCCACAACAAACACUCUGUGAGGUGAGUGGGGCCGAGAGACUUCAGAGAAGUGUGACUGGCCCAAGGCCACCCAGCAGCUGCAUGUGGAGGAGCGGGAAGCGAACCCGGUUCACCAGAUUACGAGUCCACCUCUCUUAACCACUACAGCACACUAGAGGGGGCAGAUGGGGCUCAUCCACCUGGGAAAAGAGCAUGGGCAUAGCAGCUGCCCCCCUAGAUCAAGCAAAGCAAUAAAAAUACUUCACUAACUUACCAAUCAUGCCAGUUCUGCCCCCCCCCCAACAAAAAUCCUGGCUACGUCCAUUAUAGUCCACUGUUGGGAGGUUGGAUGCUUCUGAAUACCAGUACAGUGGUCCCUUGGUUCUCAAACCUAAUCCAUUCCGGGAGUCCAUUUGACUCCUGAAACUGUUUGAAAACCAAGGCGCGGCUUCCGAUUGGCUGCAAGAGCUUCCUGCACUCAAGCAGAUGCUGCGUCAGACGUUCGGCUUCCGAAAAACGUUCGCAAACCGGAACACUUACUGCCGGGGUUUUGGCGUUUGGGAGCCAAUUUGCUCGACAACUAAGCCGUUUGAGAACCAAGGUACCGAUGUAGCUGGAAAUCGCAGGAAGGGAGAGUUCUGCUGUGCUUAGGUCUCCUGUUUGCAGCUGGCCACUGUGAGAACAGGACUCUGGAUCAGAUGGGCCACUGGUCUGAUCCUGCAGGCUCCUCUUCAGUCCUUAUGUGUUUGUUUCUAGAGGUGCUCCUUUAUACCUGACACUCAAAGGGUUAACUGUGGUCCUUACAGCUCUCGUGGUGAUGUGCACAGUGACAGGGGUUUCCGGACUGGUAGUUGCUGCUAUGUGCUGGUACAGGUAAGAAAUGUCCUUCCCCCAUAUUUGCUAUGAUGAUGAUGAUGAUGUUAGCACAACAAUGUCAUUGGUACUUUACGAAGUUCCGCAAGCCAAAAGACCAGUCGUUGCCCCCAGUGAGAUUAAAAUCUAAAUUCAUUCAGGGAUGAAGUCAGCAUGCGAUAGAGAGAAGCAAAAACAAGAGAAAGGAGUGAGGCCUGCAACAAAAUGUUGCAGCACAGAGAGCCUUUUGUUCAGGAUUCCAGCUGCUCCCUCGCCCCUGGUUCACAUUCUUUUCCCCAGCAGCCAGCCUGGCUUGCACAAUGGGACAUUCCCUCCUCUCUCUCUCUCCCCCCCACCCCCGCCCCGGACCUCCUAAACCUGUUCUGGGAUCUCCCCCAACCCUCCAGAGCGCAACUGGGGGGCGCGGUAGGUGGGGGAGUCCUGUUAUACAAGCCAAACUAGUUCCAUGCACACAGCAACUUACUCGAAUCCUGCCCCACACAUUUGAAGCACAUGAUUUCCCCCCAAAGAAUUUUGGGAACCACAGUUUUUCAAUGGUGCGGGGAAUUUUUAGCCCUGCCAGGGGUGAACUGAAAUUCCCAGGAUUCUCUCUGGGGAGAAGCAGUGCACUUUAAAUUUAUGGUUUGUAUGCAACCCAGCAUCCAGUAUUCUGUGAAUACGAAGCAUGUGUUGUAUACAUUAGAGUUGUCAGGUUCCCAUCAUCACAAUUACAUUCCCCCCUCCCUUCAAAUGUACUUUGAACUCUUCCAAAUCGUGGGACUCCCCCAACUCUGCUGAUACAUUGCUAUUGUGCAUGAGUGAUGCAUUUUUUUGCUAGGACAUAAUGCAAGUCCUUGAUUUCUUAUCACGUAUCAACAAUACCCAAGCAUGAUUCUGUAGAAAAUCUAUAAUUUGUUGCCUUCAGACUAUAAUUCCUUUUGCCUAUUAAUGUCUGAGAUCUCUGCAGGCUGUGUGUGUUUUUUCCAAUUUGAGUCAGUAUACGCAAGUUUAUAUGCAGUUUGUACGUAAUUAAUUGCAUUAGCUUUUAAAUGUUGAGCAUUCAUGUGAGGAAUUGCCUUUGUUUUUAUAGCUCCUUUGAAUAAUAAUUGACCCAAACAAGCUAGACUGUUUUGAAAACCAAAUUCUCCAGUGUUUUUUUGCAGCACCUUGAGAAACAGUUGCUUUGGGGGUGUUUUUUUGCUAGAUAGCCAUCGGCACUCACAACACUGAGCGUUUGAAAUAAAGGGAAUGAGAUUAGAUAGGUGAAAACACGGUUACGUAGGGUUGGCUUCCAUAGGGGAUGAUGAAACAGUUCUGAGACAAAAGGUUUUGUGAAAGAGAUGAAGCAACAGAGAAAAUGCGUACAGCAACAGAAGGCCAGAAGAGAGAGGAAGGAAGGUAGCCUUAUCAGAGCUUGCUUCUUCAAAUGUUUUUAAUUAUUAUGUUUUUAACUGUCCUACCUGUCAGGGUUGCAUACAUUGCCUCCCCCACCCUACCCCCAGAUUAUCCUAGUAGGACCCUUUGAGGUAGAUUAGAGCCUUCAUGUGGUUGGCCAAUUUUAGGGGGUUCGGCUAGAGGAUAUCUGGGGUCCCUUCCAACUCUACAAUUCUAUGAUUCUACGACUGAGUGGGGAUUUGAAUUUACAUCUUUCUAGCCAAAGAGCGAGGGACGCGGCUGGCACUGUGGGUUAAACCACAGAGCCUAGGACUUGCCGAUCAGAAGGUCGGCGGUUUGAAUCCCCGCGACGGGGUGAGCUCCCGUUGCUUGGUCCCUGCUCCUGCCAACCUAGCAGUUCGAAAGCACAUCAAAGUGCAAGUAGAUAAAUAGGUACCGCUCUGGCGGGAAGGUAAACGGCGUUUCCGUGCGCUGCUCUGGUUCGCCAGAAGCGGCUUAGUCAUGCUGGCCACAUGACCCGGAAGCUGUACGCCGGCUCCCUCGGCCAGUAAAGUGAGAUGAGCGCCGCAACCCCACGACUGGACCUAAUGGUCAGGGGUCCCUUUACCUUUACCUAGCCAAAGAGCAGUGAUUUAGCCAUCACUCCACCUUGGGGCAGGGGGUCACACACGAUAUCUAGAAGUCUUUUUUCUUUUUGCAAAAGAUAUCGGCCAUUUCUUUCACUCUGUACAUGCCCCAGUGCACUCUUUUUAAAAAAAAUCGUACUCUUGCCAAUCUGAUCUCAAAAGGCCCAUAUGCUACAAGCAAAAUGUCUCCCUACCACCCCACUCCACACAGAAGGAAAUGUGGCCUGCCCGGGUUUAAAAAGCAGGAAUAUGAAAACGACGCAGGGAGGCUGUUCUCACGAGAGCUUUUGUGGUGAUGCUGUAAACAUGUGCCAAAACUCAAAUUGCGGACUGUGGGGUUGUUUGCUUGCCAUGCUUAAAAUAAAUCAUCAUACGAUUCAUUUCCAGGCUACAGAAGGAAGUACACUUGACUCAGAAGAUGGCAUAUGCAGGCAGCCGGGGAAACCAAUACCGAUAUCACCAGCCCAGCGCAGUAUGUGACUUUGCCAUUGGUUUAAUGCUCACUUGGGGUGGGAGGUGCUGGGGCCCCCUGCCCCCCUGACAGCCCUCAGAUCAUCACUUUAGAACCCAAGGGGGACAUCCAGAGAACCUGAACGGGGGGGGGGGGGGGGAUUCAGGGGCAAGCGAAAGCCUGCAAUUCUUUAAACCCAGUUAAACUUUGGAACUCACUGCCACAAGAUGCAGCGGCCACCAACUAACUCACCACCCUGAGAGCUAUAUAAUACCCCUCGUAUUGGGAGCAGUAUAUGCCAGUGAGCUUCCCAGCAUCAGUUCAGCUACUGUGGGAAAUAAUAAUAAUAAUAAUAAUAAUAAUAAUAAUUUAUUUAUACCCCGCCCAUCUGGCUGGGUUUCCCCAGCCACUCUGGGCGGCUUCCAACUGAAUAUUAAAAACAACACAGCAUCAGAUAUUAAAAACUCCCCUAAACAGUUGUCUUUUAAAAGUAAAAUAGUUGUUUAUUGCCUUGACAUCUGGUGGGAGGGCGUUCCACAGGGCAGGCGCCACUACCAAGAAGGCCCUCUGCCUGGUUCCCUGUAACUUGGCUUCUCACAGGGAGGGAACCGCCAGAAGGCCCUCAGCACUGGACCUCAGUGUCCAGGCAGAACGAUGGGGGUGGAGACGCUCCUUCAGGUAUACUGGGCCGAGGCUGUUUAGGGCUUUAAAGCUCAGCACCAGCACUUUGAGUUGUGCUCAGAAAUGGGAAGCUGUGCUAAAUAAGCCUUUGUUUUGGUCCAAGCUGGGCUAGUCUUACAUUCUCUCUACUCCCCUCUAGUACAUGGACUCCCGACUAGCUCAGUCGUGCCAAGUCCACCACUAUCAACAUCAGAAGAAGCUUCUCACCACAACCAGUGAGGAGUAAGUGUGCUCUUUUCCACAUCUCUCCAUGGGAGUGGGAAGGUGGGGGCAAGCAGCAGAAAGGGGCUGCUUAAAGGCUCUCUGGUGAAACUUUCAGUCCCUUGAAAGCAGCUGGAAGAACCCCCCCCCCCAAGCCUGGGGCCAUUGCAGAUGUUUUGCUGGGUGGGGCGGGUGAAAGUUGCCAUUCAAAACUUCUGGCUGGAUAAAUUUCACACUGACUGUCUUUUCAGGCUCAAGGCAUAGUCCUGAUUAUUCUCCCCUGUCUUUUUAAUCACUUUUUAAAAGUGAUUUAACUGUUUUAACUUUGUUGGGUUUCCCCCACUUUAAUCUCUGUUUCCUUCAAUUUGUUCCCAAUCUUAUUAUUAUUAUUAAAUGCAUUCAUUUGGUUAUUCAAAUUAUAAUUUUACAGAAAUAUACCAAACAUAGAUCAUAAAAACAAGAUUCUCCCAUCCUCCCCUUUGUGGGUCCUGUUAUUUAUCAUUUCCGUCUGCUUCUUUUAUGGUAGUCCAAAUCUUUUACCUCUCCAUUGUAUCCAGAAUUCACCCUUAAACUACAAGUGAUAUUCCAAUCCUGCUAACGAUUUUAACUGUUUGCAAUGGUCUUUAAAAUAAGUUACAAAUUUUCCCUAAUUUGUUCCCAGGCUUAACUGAUGUCAUUUUUCCUUUUUAUCACACUGGAUAUUGUAUAUUUUAUCUUGUCAGCUGCUCAGAGAACUUCUUUGUAGCCUGUGGGGUAGCUCAGUCGGUAGAGCACAAGACUCUUAAUCUCAAGGUUGUGGGUUUGAACCCCACGUUAGGUGAAAUAUUUCCGCAUUUCAGGGGGUUGAACCAGUUCAUCUUUGGGGUCCCUUCCAACUCUACCAUUCUGUGAUCUCAUCAACACAAAGAUGUCUUUCUUUUUUCUGACCCUAAUCCUACACUAGACUACGCUACGCCGAAAUCUUUAAAUGUUUCUUUGAUUGUCCUUGAAUCUUCCCACCCCAUCCUUUCCUGCCACACCACAAGAGUAAAUCCAGGAGCCAGGGGGGUGGGGAGGAUAUAUUUUUGGAAAGCGGCUGGAACCUCUAGCAGUGUUGUCCAAACCUUUUUCUUUCUUUUUUUUAUAUAUUUUUGUUAGAUUUUUAAUAUAUCAUUUUCAACAGUCGUUCAACAUAGGUCACAUCUUAUACAAUUUUUUGGACUUCAACCACAUCUGAAAAUUUUCCAGUUUUUUUUCACUUAAUUUACAUUUCUUAAUUUCACUAUUGCUUUUAAUUAUCUACUAACUCUCUCAUCAUAACCUUCCUUAUAAUAUUUCAUAUAUUCCUCCUUACAAAACUUCUUGCAGCCCUACAAGCGUAAUCUGUUGAUUACAGUUACUUUUCAAACAGUUCGCAUAUUUAUUCCAGUCUUCUGAGAAUCUCUGGUCCCGCAGGUUUCGAAUCCUUCCUGUCAUCUUAUCUAAUUCUGCAUAGUCGGUGUCCAAACUUUUUUCAAAGAGGGCCAGAUUUGAUGAAGUGAAGGGCCGUAAGGGCCAGCCAAAGUUGUUGAUCUUUUUUCAGGAUUGAAGUUGUGGAGCUUUUUUUAGGGUCGAAAUUCUUGAGCUUCUUUUAGAAUUGAAGUUGUUGAGGUGUUGUUUUUUUUAGGAUUUUAGCCCAAGAAAUAAACAGCCACAGGGGCUGGAUUGAACCUACCAGCAGGCUGGACUAGGCCCCUAAAACGGAUUUUUGGACACACCUGCCUAGGGGUUUCCAUCUCCUGAGGUCCCUCAUCUCACACGGUUGCCUCCUUCCUUCAGCAGAGAAGCCCCCAAACCAGUAGAACAGCUCUCCACAGAGUCAGAGACUGAGAAUGGAGAUUACACCGUGUACGAGUGUCCGGGGCUGGCGCCGGUAUGUAUGGCAAGAGCCCAGGUUCAGUUUCUUGGCAUCUCCAGGUAAGGCCAGUGUUGGCAGUCCUGGCCUAGACGACCCGAUGAUCUGCCUCCUUAUAAGGCACCUUCCUGUGUGAUUUGGAAUGCUUCUAUGUGUGGUGUGUGAAGAGCCAACCCAGGGAAUUUUGCUGCCGGGGGCAGAAACCCUGGCGCCACCCCUGCCCUCCUGCUCCUUGCUGCCACACGGCGCCUGACAUUCACCUCUGCAGGGCACUCACCUCAGCCAGGUGCUUGCUGCUGCCUGCUCCUGGACCCUGGUGGCAGUGGGGCAGUCCUUUAAAAGGCAAAAAAAGUAAAGGUAAAGGACUCCUGGACAGUUAAGUCUAGUCAAAGGCAACUAUGGGGUUGGGGGUGCUCAUCUUGCUUUCAGGCCGAGGGAGCUGGCGUUUGUCCACAGACAGCUUUCUGUGUCAUGACUAAACCACUUCUGGUGCAACGUGACAGAAGCCAGAGCGCACAGAAACGCCGUUUAUCUUCCCACCGGAGCGGUACCUAUUUAUCUACUUGCACUGGCGUGCUUUUGAACUGCUAGGUUGGCAGGAGCUGGGACAGAGUGACAGGAGCUCACUCCGUCGCACAGAUUCGAACCGCUGACCUUCUGAUCAGCAAGCCCAAGAGGCUCAGUGGUUUAGACCACAUCGCCAAACACGAUCACCCCUGAGAUGCCCAGAAGAAGGCAAGCAGGAGGAAGAUGGCCGCCAUAGGGCAAGUAGAGGAGCAAGCUGUUGCAGCUGCUGGGGUUGAGGAGCAGGAGGCAGCAAGUACCUGGCAGAGGUGAACGCUGGGCUCUGGGCACCAGUCGUGCAGCAGUGAGGAGAGGAAGUGGCAGUGGGGGUACCAGCUCUGCUUGAGGGGUACAGGGUGUGGUGUUGCUGCUGCCGGUGGCAAGGCGGGGGGGGGGUGCAGCUCCUGCCCCCACCCCAAACCAAGCUCUUCCACUUCUCUCCUCUUCCUCUCAGGGUGACACCCUGAAGCAGCUGGCUUCAGGCUGCUUCACGGACGGGCUGGCCGUGGGUGUGUGUUUUGUAUUGGUGCAUGAACCUGUCCUCAGAAUACCCUUACGCCUUUUCACCGAGAAAAAAGAGAAAUAAUCCAGCAUAGAAGAGAAAGAAACGAUCUAGUAUAGUGUGGGUGGGAAAUGGUUUACCUUGGCUGCAGUGGUCAAAAUUAAGGCAGUGGAGUUUUGCCCCAGCUGAAGCUUCCAUGUCAUCUCUGAGGGCAGCCCCAUGUAUAACACAUUGCAGUAAUCUAGCCCGGACGUUACCAGAGGCAUGAACCACAUCAACAAGGUGAGAUUCAUUUAUUGAAGGUGGUGAAAGGCACUUCAGCAAUGCUGGUUCGAUACCUGCUCUUUCACGGUGUGCAUACUCUUAUCUAAAGGUAAAGGGACCCCUGACCAUUAGGCCCAGUCGUAACAGACUCUGGGGUUGCGGCGCUUUAUUGGCCGAGGGAGCCGGCAUACAGCUUCCGGGUCAUGUGGCCAGCAUGACUAAGCCGCUUCUGGCGAAUCAGAGCAGCGCACGGAAACGCCACUUACCUUCCCGCCGGAGCGGUACCUAUUUCUCUACUUGCACUUUGACGUGCUUUCGAACUGCUAGGUUGGCAGGAGCUGGGACAGAGCAAAGGGAGUUCACCCCGUCGCGGGGAUUCGAACCACCGACCUUCUGAUCGGCAAGUCCUAGGCUCUGUGGUUUAACCCACAGCGCCAUCCGCGUCCCUCUUACCUACAACUAGUCAAAUGUCAAUUUCCCGGACAAGAGAACUACCUACCCCCAGUGCCUCCAUUUUGUCAGAAUUCAGUUUUGGUUGAUUGGCCCUCACAUUGCCGCGUCCAGGCAUAAAUUUUAACACCUGUCUCAGGUGACAAAGAGAAACAGAACAGUGGCAUAUUGAGGGCACCCCACACCAGUGGGGAGACUGUGGCUCUCCAGAUAUCCUCAUCCCUGAGAACUGGCUGUGGUAAGUGGGGCUGAGGGGGGCAGGAGUCCAAGAACAUCUGCAGAGCCACAGGUUCCCCACCCAGUUAAAGAGUGUGAAGGGCAAAAUGAAACUUUGCAGAGCUCUAUAGCAUAGGCUGGGACGCGGGUGGCGCUGUGGGUUAAACCACAAAGCCUAGGGCUUGCCGACCAGAAGGUCAGCGGUUCGAAUCCCCAUGACGGGGUGAGCUCCCAUUGCUCGGUCCCUGCUCCUGCCAACCUAGCAGUUCGAAAGCACGUCAAAGUGCAAGGAGAUAAAUAGGUACUGCUCUGGCGGGAAAGUAAAUGGCGUUUCCGUAUGCUGCUCUGGUUCGCCAGAAACAGCUUAGUCAUGCUGGUCACAUGACCCGGAAGCUGUAUGCCGGCUCCCUCGGCCAGUAAAGCGAGAUGAGCGCCACAAUCCCAGAGUCGUCCGUGACUGGACCUAACGGUCAGGGGUCCCUUUACCUAUAGCAUAGGUUAAAUAAGGUUGAGCAGCAAACUCCCAAUGUUACUUUCUGAAACCAAUCCUGUACAGUGGCACCUUGGUUUAAGAACAGUCCGGUUUAAGAACGAUUUGGUUUACAAACUCCGCAAAACCGGAAAUAGUGUCUUGGUUUGAGAACUUGACCUUGGUCUAUGAACAGAAUCUGAACGGUGGAAGGGCACCGGCGGCGGGAGGCCUCAUUAGGGAAAGUGUGCCUUGGUUUAAGAACGGCUUUGUUUUAAGAACGGACUUCCGGAACAGAUUAAGUUCGUAAACCGAGGUACCACUGUAGAUGGGAGUGGGACCACUGCACCCCCUGCUCCAGCCCACACAGCAGAUCCAGUAGGAGAUCGUGGUUCGACCUCAGAGAGGAGAUUGAAGAUAAAGCAAUCAUGCUUGCACUGCCUAUCUCUCUUGUGCAAGAGGUCACGCACAGGGCAGUUCUGGUGCCACCCCUUGACCUGAACCUGAAUUGAAAUGUCUAGAGAUAUCUAUCUUCCAAUUGUGCCUGGAGCCAGACACCCGCAAUCUUCUUGAACACCUCACCUGCAAAAAACAAAACCAAAACAGGCUAUUGGGAACAGGGUGGUUACAAUUUUCUGAAUUCAGGGUGGGUUUCUUAAGAAGUGGCCACACAGCUGCCUCUUUCAAGUAGGCCAGGACCUCACCCUCUUGGGAUGUGGCAUUUAUUAUCUCCGGGAUCUACUCAGCCAAUCGCUUUGGGCUAGCUGCAAUUAGCCAAGGUGGGCAAGGGUCAGAAAGGGUCAAGUUGCCAGCCAAACGCACCAUGUCCGCACCGACUGAAACCGAUGCCGUAAACUCAGACUAGACUUCAUAUUACAUACCUGCACAGGAAUUAUACCAGGACAGGCACAGAGGUCAGAGGGGAUAUGAUUCUGUUGCACGUGUGGGUUGGCCGCUGGGAAUUUGGUUCCUUUCCUUUUCCAAGAAUGCUUUGAUUAACAACUCCCCCUCUUCUCUUUCUGCAGAGUGGAGAGAUGGAGAUCCACAACCCACUCUUUGAUACCUCCACAUUAAACCGAUGCCCUCCUUAA